AUGUUGGCGUGUCGCUCCCUGCUGCUCAGCUGGGUGCUGCUCGCCGCCAGAGUCCGAGGUCAGAGCUGGAGACCCUGCACAGACCUGCUGCCUCUCGACCUGCUGGCCCGAGCUCUGCCACGCCCAGGAGAAGCCCCGCCCCCUCAGGUGCAGAUGGUACAGUCCAAAGGCUCCAGAGGGCUCCGAUUGGCCGGCACCGUGGCAACAGCGCUGAGUUUCCCCGCCUCCCAAAUCUUCAGCAACUGUGACUAUUUCCCUGCUGAGUUCUCAUUGGUCGCCACCAUCAAGAUACCGAGACUGAGACAGAAGAGGAACGAGUACAUUUUCUCAGUGGUGGACGAGAGCUCUGAUUUGCUGUUGCUAGGGUUACGGGUCUCAGAGAACCGCCUCCACUUCCUGGUCACGCCCCCUGGUUUUGGUGGGCGGAGCCGGCUCAGCUUUAAGGAUGUUGGACUGGAUGAUAACAGCUGGCACACUGUGGUGCUCGCCAUCACCGGACCGUACGCCACACUGACCGUCGACUGUGGAAUUCCUCUGGAGCUUAAACAGGUGCGGUCAUUCCCCAGCGCUCUGAGCACCAGAGGCUCCAGGUUCUUCAUCGGCAGCCGCAGGAGGACGAGGGGAUGCUUCUCAGGUUUACUGCGUCAGCUGGUUCUACUUCCUGGCUCAGAUGUCACGCCCAGACUGUGUCCGAACUCUGACCCCAGCCUUGCUGAGUUGUCCGUCCCCCGGGCUCUAAAGUCCGCCCCUCUGCUGCCGGACGGCCUCGGAGCCAUUUACCCGUACGAGGCGGAGGCCCGGGUGACUCUGGGGAGUCCUCCUCCAUGUUCAGGACCAGAGGUCGGCCAGCUGUGGUUCAACGCUCAGAGGAAAGGCCUGUUCAUCUGUGACGGACUCACCUGGAGGACGCUGCUGCACAAUCCGGAGCGUCUGGACUACGUGGAGGACUACCAGGAUCUGUACACUAGCUCAGAGACCUUCGACGUGGAGGUCUUCUCCAUCCCGUCUGAGGGCCUGUUCAUGGCUGUAGCCAACAGGGACUCUCGACCUGGUUCGGGUAUCUACAGGUGGAGAAACGGGUCGUUCCAUCUCUACCAGAACAUCAGCACUCAGGAGGCUCGAGCCUGGAAACACUUCACCAUCGACGGCCAGAGUUUCCUGGUGGUGGCCAAUUCCCGGGAGGCGGAACCUGAGCUGUCGGUCAUCUACCGGUGGAACCUGCGGCGGCGGCGUUUCCUGCGUCACCAGACGCUGCAGACUCACGCCGCUCUGGACUGGGAGGCCUUCAGCAUCCAAAACACCAGCUUCCUGGUGGUGGCCAAUCACAGACGAGCCAGAGACUCCAACCACAACAUCCACAGUGUCCUCUACAGGUGGAACCCAAACACUCAGCAGUUUGAGGUGAACCAGACUCUGUCCACGUCCGGAGCGUAUGACUGGGAGUUCUUCUCCGUUGGACCGUACCACUUCCUGGUGGUCGCCAACACGUUUGACGGUCGGACAACCUCCAUCAUGUCCACUGUCUACGUCUGGGUGGACGGAUGUUUCCAGACCUUCCAGAGCAUCCCGACGGUGGGAGCGACAGACUGGGAGACGUUUGAGAUGGACGGCAGGUUCUUCCUCGCCGUGGCCAACAGUCAGAAGGUGUCGGAGCGCGGCCCGAGUCUCUACAGCAUCAACUCCACCGUCUACGAGCUCAACACGCUCACACAGACCUUCAUCCGCUUCCAGGACAUCCUCACGCACAGCGCUGUGGACUGGGAGUUCUUCACCGUCGGAGACGACAGGUUCCUGGUGGUGGCCAACUCUCACGACGGCAGCUCGUACUCUCUGAACAGCGUGGUGUACAGGUGGCAGGGCUACGAGGGCUUCGUCCCCGUCCACAGUCUGCCCACCUUUGGCUGCAGAGACUGGGAGCACUUCAGCACCGCCGAGGGCUCCUUCCUGGUCUACUCCAGCGCCACAUCCAGGCUCAGCAAGGUCUUCAGACUCAGGACCUAUUGACAGAGACCAGUCCUCCUGCUGCUCCUCAACACUCCUG
Messenger RNA from Plectropomus leopardus (leopard coralgrouper), 2041 nucleotides. Its product is annotated as thrombospondin-type laminin G domain and EAR repeat-containing protein-like. NCBI's taxonomy places the organism in Eukaryota, Metazoa, Chordata, Actinopteri, Perciformes, Serranidae. Gene Ontology annotation, biological process: signal transduction. The record is from RefSeq and is a predicted model, not a curated record.